GUGACUAUGAAAAACACUGAAACCUGGCUAGUUUCAGCACACAUUUACAGAAAGGUGGAGAAAUCAGAACAGGGGCAGAAUGGAUUCUUUUCAUUUUCAGGGGGUUUGUAGACAUGCCAGGGACACAUAUUUCAGGUAGAGAACCAUUAAAAAGUCAAUUUUGCAUGGUAUGUCACCUGUAAGCCUCUUAAUUGUAAAUAAACGUGACUUCCGGUGCUUUUAUUUUGAAAACUCCGAACCCGGAAGUACCCGUGUUAUUAUGCUAACAGUGUGUCAUCAACUCAUCGGAACCAGCUUUGUGGUGAGACCUGCAGAUGUUGGAAAAAGAAGACUUUCAGCGCCAUAUUAACACUUUCUGAGGUGUUAUUUGAAGACCAACACUAAGUCCAGUCUUUGUGAACGAGCUGUCAUAAAGUGAACCUGUAAACGGAUCAGACUGCUGAGCUAGGCUGAUCUCUCAGCACUGUUAGCAGGGCAGGCUAACGGGCUGAUCCCCGACACACCUCGGUCCUGGUCCUGGUCCUGGUCCUGGUCGGGACGGGAGAGACAUGUCCUGCAGCUUGUUGGAGUUCUGUCGGCUCCAGGAGCUGAAGACGGUCAGGGAUUACCUGUUCACGAGUCAGAGAAGAGAGCAAGCAGAGGAGAAGAAUCCAACAGAGAAUGAGCUGUCCUGGGACACCUCUGAUUGGGAGUCAUCAUGGGACAGUGGAGAGAACAAAGAGGAGCAGGCUCCGUCCUCCAAAACAGUGGAGGAGGAGGAAACUUCAGGGCAGAGCGCUCCCUGGCUGCAGGACUGUGUAGUGUCUCUGUCACCCUGCUCCGACCUGCUCGUCGUGGCCAGAGAAAAAAAGGCUGUGUUCCUCUCAGCUAAGUGGCGUUCAGACGGCAGCGGCAAAGAGGAGAUGACUCUGUCUGUGUCCUGGACUGGAACGCUCAGCACUGACGAAGGAGAGUGUGUGAGCAGCUCCAUCUGUAUACCGUUGGCAAGCCAGAAGAGGAGCUCCACUGGACGGCCUGACUGGACAUGUGUGGUUGUGGGUUUCACUUCUGGAUAUGUCCGCUUCUACACAGAGAGCGGCGUUCUGCUCCUGGCCCAGCUGCUGCACGAGGACCCUGUGCUGAGGCUCAAGUGUCGAACGUAUGAGAUCCCUCGUCACCCCGGAGUAACUGAGCAGCAUGAAGAGCUGAGCAUCCUCUACCCUGCUGCCUUGGUCACCAUUGAUGGCUUCAGCCUCUUUCAGUCUCUGCGUGCCUGCAGGAACCAGGUUGCAAGAGCUGCAGCCGCAGGCAGCGAUGUGAUCCAGCCUCCUCCUCUGGCCUAUAAGAAGUGGGGUCUGCAGGAAAUGGACACCAUCGUGGACCACAGUAGCGUGGGCAUCAUGACGCUGUGUGUCUUCGACCAGAUGAAGAAUGCGUCCAUCCUGGGGGGAUUUAACGCUUCAGUCAAAGGCAGCCCCCCCGCCAUGAGCCAGUACGUCACAGUGGGAGGCGGGCCGUACACCGGCUUUUUCUAUGCUGUGGAGGGAAGCUCUCAGCCUCUCCUCUCUCACGUGGCUCUAGCUGUGGCCAGCAAGCUCACCUCGGCUCUCUUCAGUGCUGCCAGUGGAUGGCUUGGUUGGAACAAGAAUAAGAAUGAAGAGGAGACGGUUCAGAAACAGAAACCCAAGGUGGAGCCCUCCACGCCUUUAGCUAUCAGAUUUGGUCUACCAGACUCUCGACGUCACGGCGAGUCCAUCUGUUUGUCCCCAUGCAACACGCUGGCUGGAGUGACCGAUGACUUUGGUCGAGUCACGCUGCUAGACUUGUCCAGGGGGAUCGCUAUUCGCAUGUGGAAAGGUUACCGGGAUGCUCAGCUGGGUUGGCUGCAAGUUCCAGAGGAGAGGGGUGAUCGGGAGUUCUCCCCAUCUGCCUCCCUCCCCAGACGCCACGCUCUGUUCCUGGUCAUCUACGCUCCUCGCAGGGGAAUCCUGGAGGUGUGGUCGAUGCAGCAGGGACCUCGAGUUGGAGCGUUCACUGUGGGCAAACACUGCAGGUUGCUGUACGCUGGCUACCGUCUGAUGGGGGUGAACAGUGUGACCAGUCAGGGCUGGCAGCUUCACACUCAGCAGGUGUGUCUGCUGGAUCCCAUCACAGGAGCUCUGAGGACGGUGAACAUCCCUUUCCACCUGGCUCUCAGUGACAAGAAGAGCGAGCGAGCCAAAGAUAUGCACCUUUUAAAGAGACUCACUACGAUACUAAAGAGCAGAGAGGUGGAUCCUGAUAUUUUGGAGAGUGAAGCCAAAAAUGUGCUUCUGGAUAUCAAACACCCUGCCAUAAAGAAGCAGGCUUUAGAGUCUCUGCUGUCAAACAAGAACGCUCCUGUGUCGUGUCUCACUAACGUCACUUCUGCGUUAUAUGACACUCUGAAACAGCAAGACCAGGAGGACGUGGAUCCAGGAUUACUCCAGCUCUGCUCUUCACAGCUCAAACUGCUUCAGCUCUACACAGACAUCAAGAAUCUGCACACUGCUGCAGACACAGAGGCCUGUUCUAAAGAUCAGGACUCCCUCGAUGGCAUAGAGGAUGAACUGUCCCGUGUCGGCCCCACCCUGCAACGCUACGCCCAGCUCACCUCCAGGCCUAGUGUUUCAUUCGCUCAGGACUCGCCUGACUCCCCCCUGCCUGCCCAAGCUUUCCUCUCCCAGAUAGAGUGCACAGAGGACGGGGAGCUGAGGGUUAUUCGAGGGUCUGAAACUGAAUGGAAUCAACUAGGAAACUUUCUGUUCUGGGGUUGUCUGUGUGGAAAGAGUCCACUUCAUGAAGUCUGUGACACUCUGCAGCAGGCUGGCAUCAGUCCACAGCAGCUACUGUCUCUGCUGCUGAGUGUUUGGUUACAAAGAGAGAAGGAGGUUCUACAGAAACCAGAGGACACCGUCAGAAACCUUCACACUCUGCUCAUCGCCCUCAGCAACAUGAAAGGUGCAGUCGAGGAGUCAUGGGACACACAGUCUAUCUCCCCCUGGUGGCAGCAGGUCCGCUGUACAUGCAUCCAGUCUCACAACGCUGCUGCUGCUCUGCUGGCUGCGUUUGUGGCUCACCGUGCAGCGAAGGCGAGCAUCACAAGCCUGGCUGACAGCAAGUUGCAGUCAGAGUGGGAGGCUGUGUCGUUGGAGCUGGAGCAGUGGGUGGUGUGUGUUCGCCAGCUUGAGGAUGUGUUGGUGCUGCAGACUCUGUUGUUGGUGCCUCCUCCUCAGGGGGCAGCAGGGGGCGCUGCAGCUCAGUGCUCCAUCAAAACUCUGCUAGAGGGAGGAACAGGUGGCAUUGCAGACAAUGUCUCUAAGUGGGUGUUCAGACACAGCUUACCGCCUGAGCGACUGAAGGAAAUUCUCCUAAAGAGGGAAGACAAAGAGGAAGAUGACAAACCGGAGCAGAAGGCAGGAGACGGAGUAAAGGAGGAAAGCAAAGAGGACACAGACAGGACAGCAGAGCUGUUGGUGGCCGUGUGUCAGCGCUUCCCGCAUUCCCUCUCUCCGGACCUGCUCUUCGCCCACUGCUGCUGGGAGUAUGUGGUCCAGUGGAACAAAGACCCUGAGGAGGGCUGGUAUUUAUGCUGGGCUGUGGAGCAUCUGAAGCUGGUCUCCAGCCCACACAUCCAACUGGGUAUUUCUACAAUGAUGUGGAGUACGUUCAUUGUGAAGCGUUUCUCAUCAGCAGCCUACCUCAUGGAGAAGGUGGGAAAAGCACCUAAAGAUCGCUUGUGUCGAAGGGAUGUCGGGAUGGGAGACAAAGCUGUGACGUCCUUCGUCGGCUGCUGUGUGCAGCUGCUGCAGAUCCUCAUGGAGGCGGACUCAGCCGUGGAGGAGGUUCCCGCUCCGGAGCUGUCUGUGGAGGAGGCGUGGUGCGGGGCAGAGGGUCCUGCCUCUAUAGCGGAACUGGCCCUGGAGCAGAGAGGGGUCCACUACCCGCUGGUGCAACACCACUGCCUGUUAGCGUCCCUGUUACAUGCUGCUAUGACCUUCAGCAUGAAGGUGAAACCACUCAGCCUGUUUGACAGCAAGGGUAAGAAUGCUUUCUUCAGAGAUCUAACCACCAUCCAGCUGAUGCCCAGCGGAGACAUGGACCCGGGUCUGGUCUCACUACGACAAGAGUUCCUCCUGCGGGUGCUGACCGGCUGGGUGCAGGCCAUCGACGAUCCUUCCAGCUCAGCCUCUAGUUCCGGAUCCCCCCCUCUGCCUUCAAGUGGCCCUAAGGCUGACUGGUGGCCCUCUUUGUGUCAGGAGCUAGGCACCCUGCUGCAGGUCAACCCUGACAUCCUGAAAAGGCACCUCGUAUGUGAGCUCUACAACCAGGGCCUGGACCUGCGCGCUGAAGAGGUGAUGUUGGAGGUGGAGGAUAAGGACGUUCUCGGCUCUCAGCUGCUGGUCCUGACCGGUCAGAGGCUGAGCUUCUCGCUGCUGCACAGCCAAAGCCAGACGCAGGCUGCCAUGGAGCUGCUGGCCCGCCUGCCCCCGACGCUCUGCACGUGGCUCAAGGCUAUGGACCCCAGUGAGCUGCGGUGUCCCCUGGUCCCCCUGCCUCAGACCAGCAGGCUGGUUGGCCGUCUGAUCGAGAUCCUGCCAGAGAACCACGCUCAGUACAGCCUGGCCCUGCACCUCCUGGAGGCUGUGGAGGCCCUCACCACUGAGGACUGACCCUGAGAGACUCUGAGAGAUUGCUUACUCACCCUUCUUUAUUCAUGUCAUGGAGGUUUUGUUAUUCAGCUCACGUGAAUCUGUUCGGUUUGAGUGUUCUAUCUUUGUGCCAUAACACACUUCUGUUUCUCCUCCUGCUCCCCCGCUCACACAAAAGAGAUGUAACAUAAAGAGAAAAAAAAGGACCUUAUUUUUUAUUUAUAUAUGCAGACAGUUCUUUAUAAGCUGUGCCUGUACACCUCCUGUUCUAUAGUUCUGCGUCCAGCUGCUCCCGCUGGGCCAACCAAGUGCAGAAUAAAGAGGUUUCUCUAAAGCUUACAU
Messenger RNA from Notolabrus celidotus (New Zealand spotty), 4991 nucleotides. It is a transcript of the gene rab3gap2, whose product is annotated as RAB3 GTPase activating protein subunit 2 (non-catalytic). NCBI's taxonomy places the organism in Eukaryota, Metazoa, Chordata, Actinopteri, Labriformes, Labridae. The coding region runs from base 549 to 4670 and encodes 1373 amino acids. The record is from RefSeq and is a predicted model, not a curated record. The transcript has 35 exons. Gene Ontology annotation, biological process: regulation of GTPase activity.